Molecule: messenger RNA, 866 nt
Organism: Emiliania huxleyi CCMP1516
Lineage: Eukaryota; Haptophyta; Isochrysidales; Noelaerhabdaceae
Exons: 5
Coding region: 18-866 (282 amino acids)
Source: RefSeq, a predicted model, not a curated record
ACAACGGUGCCGCCUCCAUGACGCCUGAGCCCGGCCACUCCUGCGCCGACCGGCAGGGCGUCUGGGCCAUCGGAGGCACGCACGGCGCAUCUACCGUGACCCUCGUGAGCAAUCGGGGCGCGAUCCACGUCACGACGCUGCCGUGGCGGGCGCAGCGGCUCUGGGCGCUCGAGGCGGGCGUGCUCAUUGAGGCGGAGCGGUCGACGCCGCGCGUGGCGGGCGAGACGGGCCUCCUGUACCUGUCGCACCCGCUCGAUCCGCCGCGGCCGCUGCGCAUCGAGUCCGGCGACUGGGACGGCACCGUGCUGCUCACGUCGCGCACGGCGCCGCCGCUGCUGCUCUCGCACAGCCCUCGUCUGGGCGCGCACGUGGCGUGGGCCUUGGCGACGGAGGGCGGCGAGGGCGAGGAUGGCGCCGUCCUGCUGCGCUGCGUCUGGAGCGAGCCGGCGCCGGCGCCUGCGUCCGACGCCUUUCUCUUUGCCGCGAGCAGCGCGUGCGUCCUGCUCUGCCUCGUCCUACCAGAGCGAGGCGGAGGCGGGGCGGCGCUGGCGCAGGUGCACCGCGUGGCGCUGCCAGCCGGCCACGCCGGCGCCCCCCCCCUCCCCUCGCGCCCGUGCGGCGCCGUCGCCGCCGUCGCCGCGCGGCCGGUCGCUUGCCCCGCCGACACCCCGCCCCGGCUCGAGACGCUCGGCGGCGACGGCGCGGUGACGACGUGGGCGGUGGUGGGCGGGGAGCUGCGCCGGGCGCUGCUGCUCCGCCUCGCGACGCGGCUCGGCGAGGGCCACUUCUGCCGCCUCUACCGGCGCAACAUGCGCGGCGGGGAUGACAUCGUCGCAACGGUGGAGACUGCGCUACCGCGCGGCUGA